This is a messenger RNA of Cryptomeria japonica (Japanese cedar), 707 nucleotides long. RefSeq names its product early nodulin-93. The transcript is spliced from 4 exons. The record is from RefSeq and is a predicted model, not a curated record. Lineage: Eukaryota; Viridiplantae; Streptophyta; Pinopsida; Cupressales; Cupressaceae. Bases 60 to 431 code for a protein of 123 amino acids.
UUUGUUCGCUGUAUACAAAGAUUUGGCAGCUUGAGAGCCUGUAGUUGAAUUAUAGAGUUAUGGGUAUUGCAGUGAAUGCACAGUACUGGUGGGCACUGAGGAGGCAACACAUGGCCAUGGCUUCCAUGCCUUCUCCUCUUCCAAUUCCCAAUGCCGUUGCUGAAAACAGAGCAAAGCAAUGCUCACAAGAUGGAGUGAAAGCAGGGGCAAAGGCAGCCGCAAUUGCAUUUGUCGCAUCUGCAAUCCCCGUGAUAAUGGGAGCACGGGCCAUUCCUUGGGCAAGGACGAAUCUUAACUAUGCAGCUCAGGCACAUAUCAUCUCUUUAGUCACUGGAGCAGCUUAUUUCGUCGUAGCAGACAAGACUAUUUUGGCCUCUGCACGGAAAAACUCUUUUGAAAAACUUGCAAAUCGCAUCGAAUCUCCCCUGUGAAUAAUAAGAUUAAUUGGGGAUAUAACUAUACAGAAAUAAACAAGUGAGCCUGGAAGAAUGGCUGGAUGUUGUUUUAAAAUUGUAGGAUGAAAGAUGGGUAUAAAUGAAAAAUUACCAAGUUAACUUCUCACCAUUUGUGAGAUAGAAUGGAAAAUGUCAGAAUGAAUGUGGUUUUCUCGGCAUGCUUGGCAAAGAAGUUCAUUGUUAGAACUGGAUUUUAUGUUAACGCACCAAAAAAUAGUCAUUCCACGCACCAGAGUCGAUAAACGAAGUUGC